Messenger RNA from Adineta ricciae, 2321 nucleotides. The record is from the annotation of a GenBank genome assembly. Lineage: Eukaryota; Metazoa; Rotifera; Eurotatoria; Adinetida; Adinetidae.
AUGUGGAGCAAACCACAUCAUCCGCGAUUAUCCUCAGCUGUCAAAUUUUCAAUAAGUGAAGCGCAGGACGGCGAUGACUCCGGUAACUUCAUCAAGCCAUCAACGUCCCCUGUAUAUAUCAAAACCCUCGUUAACAAUCAACCCACACAAGCAAUCAUUGACACGGGUUCCGCUAUCUCCAUUGUUCAUUCACAUUUCCUUCAAACAAUUCGUCACAAAACAUUUAUUUCAACGUCUCACAAAUGUCAAACAGCAAAUUCAACACCUCUUGAUAUCAUCGGCCAAAUCGAACUAGAACUCAAAAUUUCCAACAUCAAAACUACCAUCAUUACACACGUCGCAACAAAUUUAAUUACACCAAUCCUAUUAGGUAAUGACUGGAUUAAUCCGAAUCGAAUACACUUAUUUGGUGACGAACAACGACUAACAAUUCCUGAUCGACACAAUCAACGGAUAUCAAUUCCCUAUGUAGAACCGAACAAUGUUAAUUAUCCAGCAACAUCAGUCAAUCAAAUUACAUUAGCACCUCAUUCUCAAACAUUAAUCGAUGUUAAAUGCCCACUCUAUCGUGGUGAAGAUCUUUUAUUCGAACCAGAUGCUAAUUAUGCAUCGAAACUUAUUUUUAUACCAUACUCACUGGUGAAUGUUGAAGGAAAUCAAUCGAAGAUUUUAUUAAUCAACGCACACAACAACGAACACACGAUAUCAAAAAACACACGCAUAGGAACAUUCUCGCAGCAUUCUACGUUAUCGAUCUUCACUACAAACAUGACAAACGACCAUCAACCACCAAAUAGGAACACACGAACAACGAGAGCUGUCUUGAACACAACAGACAACUCGAGAAAACCGCAACCAAAUAAUUUUUGCGAUGAAUGUGAAGAAUACUUUCUAUCCGGUAAUGAUUUACAAAAACAUCUACGAGCGAACUGUUAUUCAGAUCAAAUGCGACAAAGAAUCAUAGAAUUAACGAAACACAUUCAUGAUCCAAAACACAAGGCAAUCAUCGAAGAAAUACUGUGGCGAAACAAGAUUUUAUUUGAUCCAACACCAUCGAUCAUUGACAUUCCACCACAAUCAGCAAUUCGAACCGGUGAUCAUCCUCCGAUUUACUCAAAACAAUAUUCAGCUUCAAGCAGAGAUCAACAAAUCAAAACGGAAGAAACACAAAAACUCCUUGAACGCGGUCAAAUUGAAGAAUCGACAUCACCAUGGUCUUCUCCUGUUGUUCUCGUCAAGAAGAAAGACAAAACGAUGCGAUUCUGCAUUGAUUAUCGUCGAUUAAACGCAAUCACAAUCAAAGAUGCAUUUCCACUACCUCGAAUUGACGAAAUAUUCGACCAAUUAACCGAUGCAAAAUAUUACACCAAAUUCGAUUUCAAAUCCGGUUACUUUCAGGUACCCCUCUCCAAGGAGGACCGACCGAAAACCGCAUUCUCAACUCGAGACAAUCAUUAUCAAUUUACAGUAUUACCACAAGGCAUCACGAAUGGCCCGGCGACAUUCCAACGCAUAAUUAACCACAUACUAGGUCCUACACGAUGGAAAUACGCUUUAGCAUACAUUGAUGAUGUUAUCAUUUAUUCGACCACUUUCAAUGAACACGUUACGCAUCUCAAUGAAAUAUGUCAAAUAUUGAGAAAUGCUCGAUUUCGUCUAAAUCCCGAGAAAUGUGAAGUUGCAAGGACACAGACCGAUUAUUUAGGACACAGCAUCAAAAAUGGUGAAAUUCGACCAUGUCCAACGAAUAUACACGGUUUAUUAAAUACAAAAGUCCCGGAAACACCGGACGAAGCUUGCAAAUUCGUAAAAGCUGCUGAAUAUUAUCGGAAAUUCAUACCAAAUUUUUCACAAGUCGCCGAACCGCUCAGGAAAUUUGUUCCAACAACACGCACUCAGCAGAAGAAAGGACAGAAAACCAAAAUUAACUUAUCACAAGAAGAAACAGAAGCGUUCAUAAGAUUAAAAGAAUUCCUCACGACAGACUUAGUGCUGCGUCUACCGAACAACAGAUACCCUUUCAUUGUACAAACAGAUGCAUCAGAUGAGGGAAUCGGAGCCGUAUUACUUCAAGUUUAUCCAGAAGGAAAUCGACCAGUAGCAUAUAUUUCAAAGAAAUUUACAUUAGCUCAACGUCGCUGGUCUCCAAUGGAACAAGAAUGUUAUGCAUUUAUUCAUUCAUUAGACAAAUGGCAUAAUCAUUUAAGUGGUACGAAAUUUACAUGGGAAACUGAUCAUAAAGCAUUAACUCAGUUGAACAAAAAAGCUCAAAUAAACAAACGAUGUGAGCGAUGGCGAUUAAAAAUCCUCGAAUACGAAUU